Molecule: messenger RNA, 2550 nt
Organism: Diatraea saccharalis (sugarcane borer)
Lineage: Eukaryota; Metazoa; Arthropoda; Insecta; Lepidoptera; Crambidae
Source: the annotation of a GenBank genome assembly
AGGUAACGGCUAAAUUUGUGCGAUCUGAUACAAGCAAUUUCAAUAAAUUGCUUCGUACAGACAUCACCUGAUAAACAACACUGGCUUGGCAACGGAACACGCCAGGUACGCUCUUCACUUACCUCAUACGGCCGGCCGGUGCGCGUCAAUACGACUCAACUAAAUUGGUAAAAGUCCGCGUGCCAUUUGAAACGCUUCAAUAAUAAAUCAAAAGUGUGCCUAGCUUAUGUUGUCAAAUCCUCUGAUUUGUAUAUUCAAAUCUAGUGCAGUGCCGUCAUCGGGCGACUCACGACAGGAUGUUAUCGUUGGAACAAUUGUCACAAAUAGUCAAAGUGCACCUCGGUCUCUACAACUACUCUGAAGGUAUUCAAUAUUCAUGUAAAUGGGACAUUAGUGAAUCGGCCUUGGGCGGGCGAGGACUAUUUGCAACUGAAGAUAUAGCAUCUGGUGAGGUCCUGUUCGUAGAUCGGCCACUUAUUCGAGGACCCCGAAUCACCGCACCACGAGGAUGCACAGUCUGUGGCCGCUUAUUAAACAGUGAUACAUUUUUCAAAUGUCACAAAUGUUCUUGCUUAUUGUGUUCGGAAGAGUGUCAAGAUAGUGCUACACAUAACGAGGAUUGUGCCAUAGUUUCCGGAUGGAAUAAUAAAGUACCUAUUGAGGAAGUAGACGAUAUUUUAUUAUCAAGAGCGUUGACACCGAUAAGAGCGUUAUUGUUGAAUGAAGAUCAGAAAUUGCUUAUGGCAGCGCUUCAAGCACAUAUUUUACCACAACACGGUUCAGAGAUUAGAGAUUUAAUAAAAUAUUUCCACAUUCCAGAAGAGGCUACACAAUUACUCACUCUAGCUUGUUGCGCGCUCGACACAAACGCAUUCCAAAUAGCAACUGCGUACGGUAAAAAGGAAGUAAGCAUGCGAGGCUUGUAUCCAGUUUCUGGAUUAAUGAACCACAAUUGUGUGCCAAAUACUAGAUAUAGUUACAAUGGCGAUAACCAAAUGACUGUUAAAGCUGUGAAACCAAUUCGAGCAGGAGCAGAAAUUUUUACAUGCUAUACCGGAACUUUAUGGGGAACCCCUUCUCGACGGAUGUAUUUAUACAAAACGAAACAUUUUUUGUGUCAGUGUGACAGAUGUGCAGAUCCUACUGAACGUGGAACACUGUUAGCCGCGCUGAAGUGCUUCUCUGCGGAAUGCCCUGGGUCGCUCUUACCAACGCAGCCUCUAAAGCUAUCAUCUCCUUGGCAAUGUUUGCAAUGUGGUCUGCGUGUACCUAACAAAAAUAUUUGUGUUCUACAAAAUGCUCUUGGUAAUUUAAUGAGCACGUUAGACUUCGAGAACGUAGAUCAAUUGGAAAAUUUUCUAGUGCACCGUAUUGAUAAAUACGUGCCGAAAACUAAUCAAAUCGUCGUAGACCUUCAAUGUCGGCUAAUAUGGGAGAUAGGAGAUAAAGAAGGGCUACAGUGGCAUGAGCUAUCGGAGUCCCGACUGUCGCUGAAGGAGAACCUAUGCCGAGGCACUUUGCGCACGGUGGCGGCGCUGGGCGUGGGAGACGCGCACCUCCGCGGCCUGCUGCUCUACCACUUGCACGCCGCGCUGGCAGAGCGCGCGCGUCGCUUCCCCGACCUGUAUGAAGAGCUGAAAACUGAAAUCGAGUGCACCAUAGAGCAAGCCUUUAACAUCCUCCAAGGAGACAUAUCCGCCCCUCCAGACCUUGAACUUAGACACCAAUACCUGGGCCCCGGUUGCGACAAGCCCCAUCAGGAGAGGUUCUUCAUACUCGACGCAUGAAGUGGUCUCAGUGAAAUCGAGACUCAAUCCCCGAACUGAAUCGGAUGGAAAAAAUAAGCCGAUCAUCUGCUUUUGACGCUCCUAACAACGUAAUCUACUUAUGAAAUAAUUUCAUAAUUAUUGUAAACGAAUUCUCUUUUAUUACUCUCGAAUUAGCAGACCUGUUUUAUUCCUUUAGUAAUUUGUACGUAUUAAUUAAUAACAAAUAAUGCGUGUAGCAAUAACUUCUAUAGGAACGGAAAAUUCCUUACAUAAAAUGGCAUCACAGAAAAAUGGUAAUAAACGCUGUCAAAUAAAAAAGGUACCUAACUAUACACCUUCAAUUUUCAAUUAAUCGAGAGCAAUUUAAUCGCAUUUAAUAAAUUCACUUAAAAACGUUCAACAAACGUUUAAACAAAACUAUUAGGUUUUAAAUAUGUAUACUUUUUAAAAUAUGUUUCCUACGAAUUCUUCAACAAAUAUAAUGUUAAUCUACUUAUGUUAAAUUUUUAGAACAAUAAAAUAAGUAAAAAGUCUAAUUAUCAGAGUAAUAAAAAUUACGGAAUAUCAAAAUUGAACGUAGUCGAUAAAAAAUAAAACUUUAUUUAUUAUUAAAUUAACUUUUGAAAGAUCUAAGUUAAGCUUGGUAUUUGCUUUAUAAUAAAAAUUAAAUAAUGUAUGUACAAAGCCAAAGAUUAAAUUCGCCACAAUGGAUCUGUACUAUUUAAAUUAGCAAUAGUAACUUUGUAACUAUUUGUAUAUUAAUUUUUAAUAAAAUUUAUUC